AUGCAAGAGGUCGUCCUCGGCAUUGCUUGCCUCGCUAUGAUCAAGACCAUCUCGCCCGUGGAAGGUCAGAAAUCCCUUUCUUACAUCCAGCUUCCUCACCGGAGCGAGACGUUGCUUUCACCCAUCAUGGCACAGGGUUCCGAUGCUCAAAGGAGAGCUAUCAAGCCGACCGGCAGCAGCCAAAAGUUCUGCUGUGCGACUUUCAUGCUCGAAUUCGACCAGACAGCAGACAAAUGGGAAGAGGAUCUCAACAGGCUUCAUACCGCGCUGAACGCCGCUGUGGAAGCUGAGGACUACACCAGCGCGUCGCUCCUACGAGAUCAGAUCUCGGCCAUCUCCGGCUUCCAGGCGGACGACAGGAAGAAGCACUCGCUAGACUGGAAGGCUCUCGGGGUCCCCGACUGGCUGGUUGACCGGUUGGAGAGGAUGGGGUUCAGACUCCCUACGCAGGUUCAGCGCAACGCGAUGAAGGCAAUCUCGCAGAAGGCCGUCUUCUCAUCUCGGGACACGGUCAUUCGCUCCCCUACAGGGUGA
This is a messenger RNA of Guillardia theta CCMP2712, 534 nucleotides long. RefSeq lists its product as hypothetical. The transcript is spliced from 12 exons. Gene Ontology annotation, molecular function: RNA helicase activity; protein binding. Bases 1 to 534 code for a protein of 177 amino acids. NCBI's taxonomy places the organism in Eukaryota, Cryptophyceae, Pyrenomonadales, Geminigeraceae. The record is from RefSeq and is a predicted model, not a curated record.